UCAAGAAAAGUACAAAAGGAAUACUUAUAUAUACAUAUAUAUAUGUAACUAUUGUACCGAAAUUUUCGGCAAUUGUUAUUAAUUUUUGGUUAUCCAUAAUAUUUAUCAAAAUUACAUUAAUUUAUUAUUGCAAUUACAGUAAUAGAAAAAUUUUUAAAUUUUUAACCAUAAAAGAUAGAUGCAAUAUAAUAAAAAGUGAAUUAUUGCAAUGUCUAAUUUUGUAUUCCAUGCGUUGAAUUAUUUUGGUCGAUUUACGCCGAAAAAUUCAUUAUUGCUUUUGUCAACUACACAAAAAUCAGUAAUUUUAAAUCAACUGAAACUCCGUCAUACAAAACAUUGGAAUCCAAAAUGGAAAAAAUUCAGAAAAGAAAAAGUUAUCAAAGUCAAGUUGCCGAACUUUAAUGAAAACGAUGAUGAAGAAUUUACUCAAGAAAAAAUGCGAACUAAAUUCAAGGAACAAGGAUUGAUGCCCAGUAAACCUUGGAUAGAAAAACAAAUAUUUUUAGGUUGCACUGGUGCUGUUUUUGAACCGUACGUUCCGCCAGAAGGUGAUGGUAAAUUUUCGGUUGUUACAACUACGGGUGUCAAACAAAAAGCUGAUUUUAUGAAGAAAAAAGGAACGUCUUAUCUAGCAGUUCGAAAAAUACGAACCUUUGAUGAAGACUUUUCUAUCGGAGACUUUGAAGAUGAAGCCCAACAAAUUUACUUGAAAGCACACGAAGCGAUAGCAAAGAAAGACAAAGAAAAUCUGCGCCUAUACGUUACUGAGAAGGCAUUUCCGGAAGUCCAACACAAUACUCUUGACAAGACCAUACACUGGACAUUUAAUGAAUCAUUGGAACUUCCUCGUGUAGUGCACGCACGUACCACUUACAUAGUAACCAAAGAAAACGUUUUCGCUCAGGUUACUGUUCGUUUUCACAAUCAACAAACUUUAGCGGUUUAUGAUCGUUUCGGUCGUCUAAUGCACGGUAGUGAAAUCGUGAAAAAAGACGUCCUAGAGUAUGUAGUUUUUGAAAAGCAUUUAGCUAAUCAAUAUGGAAGUUGGAGAAUUCAUGCUAAAAUAAUUCCACCAUGGAUGCCAGAAAGAGAAUAUGCUAACAGAACUUAUACAAUACAACCGGAAAUUCCUCCGAAAGAGGAAAGUAAUACUGCAGUCAAAGAUUCCACUCCUCCAAUAAAUCCAACUGUCACCAAUUCAAAAAAUGAUGUACAGCCCCAAAUAAAUAAUUAAUAGAAUUAUGUUAAAGAAACAAAAAUGAGUUAAUUCAAAUCAAAAGAAACAAGUUAUUAUUAAAUAAUUAUUGUAAUUAA
This is a messenger RNA of Microplitis demolitor, 1314 nucleotides long. RefSeq names its product probable 39S ribosomal protein L45, mitochondrial (gene mRpL45). The transcript has 6 exons. The coding region runs from base 209 to 1234 and encodes 341 amino acids. The record is from RefSeq and is a predicted model, not a curated record. Gene Ontology annotation, cellular component: mitochondrion. NCBI's taxonomy places the organism in Eukaryota, Metazoa, Arthropoda, Insecta, Hymenoptera, Braconidae.